AUGACCUCCACGACGUCGAAUAUAAAUUUCGGAGACGCCGUCUCUAGCGUCCAAGCUAACAACAUCAACGGCGAUGUCCACAUUGGCAGACAUGAGAACACACUCGAUCAUCUCCCACGGGCCGAGGAUGCACCGUUCAACUCGUACGCCAGGCAGCACGAACAUGGAUGCCUUCCGGACACGCGCGUUGACCUGCUACAAGAGAUACACAGCUGGGCGGACGGGCAAGACGAGCGAUGCAUAUUCUGGCUCAGCGGCCUAGCAGGCACAGGCAAGUCGACAAUCGCGCGGACAGUCGCGCAUAGCUACUACACAAACCAGCGUCUCGCAGCCAGCUUCUUCUUUUCGCGAGGUGGCGGUGACGUCAGUCACGCUGACAUGUUUGUUACGAGUAUCGCGGCGCAGUUAGCGGACAACAUUCCAGCGUCUCGAUGUCAUAUACGAGAAGCUAUUGCAGAGCGCAGCAGUAUCGCUAGACAAUCCCUGCGUGACCAGUGGCACCACCUUAUCCUUUGUCCGCUGUCCAAGCUGCGCGAGGCUAGAUCAUACAUCCUAGUCGUUGAUGCCCUUGACGAGUGCGACAACGACAGCAACAUCCAAAUCAUCGUACAGCUGCUGGCCGAUGUGCAGCCGUCACUGACAGGCGUCCGACUACGCGUGUUGCUGACUAGCAGGCCAGAAGUACCAAUCCGGCACGGGUUUGGGCAGAUGGCAGACUCGAAGCACAAGGACGUCGUGCUACACACCCUCUCGCCAUCGGUCGUUGACCAUGAUAUAGGCGUUUUUUUCGAGCACUGGCUGAGGAUUAUCGCAAAAGACUGUUACUACGAACAUGACUGGCCAGGUGCAGAGAAUAUUGGACAAUUAGUGCAGAGUGCAUGUGGACUCUUCAUCUGGGCUGCAACUGCGUUUCGCUUUAUUCAAGAAGGCGGACAGUUUGCUAAAGACCGACUGCGCAUUGUUCUCAAAGACAGUGCUGUUACAAACAAUUCAUCAGAGGACAGCACAUCCAGUGAGGAUUCCGGCACAGAUGAUCAGCUUCAGAUUCUCCCUGAAAAGCGAUUAGACAAUAUAUAUCUUACAGUUCUCAAGCGUCCCGUUCGUCGAUAUACAAAGUACGAAAGCAAGAAGUGGUAUGCCUUGGUAAAAGAGAUUCUAGGAGCAAUCGUGCUUCUUUACUCGCCGCUUUCUGCAACUUCGCUAGCCCGGCUACUCCAUAGGUCUACAGAGGAAGUUCGUCAAACGCUACAUGAACUGCACUCUAUCCUCGACGUUCCGCAACAUUCAACUUACCACGUCCGUCUACACCAUCCAUCUUUCCGUGAUUUUCUUCUCAACAAAAACCGAUGCAGGGAUGACAAUCUCUGGGUAGAAGAGAGGCAGACGCAUACAGCACUAGCAGAAAAAUGCAUUCUGCUUUUGUUGAGCUCGCUCAAGCAGGAUAUUUGUGGGAUAGGGGAUUUUGGUGUGCGUGCGGCUAAGAUGGAGCGGAAACAACUGGAGCACUACAUUCCUCCUGAGAUGCAGUACGCAUGCCUCUACUGGACCCACCACCUUGCUAAGAGUGGUGCCCCACUUCUUGACGAUGAAAAAGUGCACGAAUUUCUCAAACAGCACUUUCUCCACUGGCUUGAGGCCCUGAGCUGGAUGGGUAAGGUCUCCGAAGGCAUCUACGCCAUUAGCUCCCUCGAGUCAAUCGCCCUAAUUGGUGACUGUCCUGAUCUUGCCGCAUUUAUCCACGACAUGAAGCGGUUCACACUGUACAGUCGGUUGCCCAUCGAGCUAGCUCCAUUGCAAGUGUAUAGCAGCGCUCUUGUAUUUGCACCGGUGAAAAGUAUAGUGAAGAAUCAAUUUGCGGAUCAGCUGACGCAAUGGAUAAAGAGUCCGCCUCAGGUAGAUGAUGACUGGAGUGCAUGUCUGCAAACGCUUGAGGGUCAUAAUGUCAUGAUCCGUUCAGUAAUCUUCUCGCACGAUUCGACACGGCUCGCGUCAGUUUCGUAUGAUAAGACAGCUAAGAUCUGGGACGUCAGAAGCGGCGAGUGUCUGCAGACAUUCGAUGUCUACAGCGACCCAGUGACUUUCUCACACGACUUUACCCGGCUGGCAUCAGUGACACAGAAAAAUACCAUCCAGAUCCGGGAUACCAGUAAUGGUGCGUGUCUACAUACACUUGAGGGCUAUGGGAAUGUUGAAUUGAUAGCCUUUUCGCACGAUUCUAUGCACUUCGCGUCAGCUUCAUCCAAUGGGACUAUCAAGAUCUGGGACGCAAGCAACUGGGUGUGCCUGCAUACAUCUAAAAUCCAUAAAGACCACGUUGACUUCAGAGUCUUCUCGCACAACCUGAUGCAGCUAGCGACGGUAUCAAAGCCUAGAACUAUCGACAUCUGGGACACUAGUCGCGGUGUGUGCCUGCAGGUGUUCAAUCAUUUUGCUCAUUUUGAUACCCCAAUAGCCUUCUCGCGAAACUUGGCGUGGUUGGCAUUAGGGGAACUGAUUCACAUUGCCGAACUCUGGGAUAUUAGUAGCGGUGCGUAUCUGCAUACGUUUCGAGGCCAUAAGCGUCCGGUUAUAUCACUAGCCUUCUCGCAUGACUCAAUGCGGCUAGCAUCAGCGUCAGUAGACAAGACUAUCAAGAUUUGGGAUACAAGCAAUGGUCAAUGCCUACAGACAUAUAAAGGCCAUAACAGAGGCGUUAAUUCAGUAGCCUUCUCACACGACUCGACGCAGCUAGCAUCAGCCUCACAGGACGAGACUAUCAAGAUAUGGGAUGCUAGUAGUAGCGCGUUCCUGCAGACACAUGACAGCGUGAGCUCUGUGUCCCCCUCGCAGGACUUGAUGGAGCAGACCCCGGAUACUUUAGCUUGUCAGUGUGUGGAUUUAGGCGGGGGCGUUCAUAGUAUGAGACAUUUCCCUCGUAGCCCAAUGGCCAUUCUUUGUGGCUCAACAAGGAUGGUUCGUGCAUCAAUCAGCGGGACUAUCAAAAUUGAAGAUAGGGACAGUCUUGCGUGCCUUAAAAUACUUGAAGGCCACCGCGGCUCUAUUGAACAACUAGCUAUUUCAGAUGACUCGAUGCGGUUGGUCUCAGCGUCACAAGACAAGACUGUUAAGAUCUGGGACACAAGUAGCGGUGCGUGUUUACAGACGCUUGAGAGCUAUAGUGAAAGCCCUUCUAGCUUAAUAGCGUUCUCGCGCGACUCGCUUCUGCUAGCUUUGGCUUUUAGAGAUGGUGCUGUCAAGAUUUGGGAUAUUAGUAGCGGUGCAUGUGUGCAGACACUCAAACACCGUGAUUUCGAUAUCUACAGUAUGGUGUUCUCCGAUGAAUCGACGCGGUUGGCGUCAGCAUCAAUCGAAGGGACCACCAAUAUCUGGGACAUCAACAGUGGCACGCUCCUGCAGACAUUCAGGACCUGUGGACUUGGCCUUUUUACAGAUAUUUUCACUUUGUUAGAGUAUGAAGGAAUGACAAGACCUCAGCAAAUCACCCAUUGCAGCAUCAACAUUUCUGCAGAUCGCACUUGGAUAACCCGUCAUGAUGAAGAAUGGCUGUGGCUUCCAGUAGAAUACCGACCAGGUCAUUUUGUUAUUUCAGGUGGACGUAUUACCGUAACGACACGGCAAGGAAAGACAUGGAGUCUUGAUUUUGUCUAA
Molecule: messenger RNA, 3648 nt
Organism: Bipolaris maydis ATCC 48331
Lineage: Eukaryota; Fungi; Ascomycota; Dothideomycetes; Pleosporales; Pleosporaceae
Product: WD40-repeat-containing domain protein
Molecular function (GO): protein binding
Source: RefSeq, a predicted model, not a curated record